AUGAAGACAGGCAAGAAUGCACCACCUGCACUGUCACCCCCUUGUCGCAUUGUCAUUCACUCGGAGGAGCCGCUUCAAAGCGCAGCAGAAUCGGAAAAGGGCCAAACGCAGGCCCCACCAGCAGCGGGCCGUCCGCCUCCCAAGCAGGUGACUGCAGAAAGCGAAAGAAAUGACUCUUGCAGCAGCAUCUGCAUUGGGGGGGGCCGCGGCGGCGCGCGAAACGCCUGCAGCCCGAGCGGCAGCCCGUUGUCUAAGAAAGCAAUGGAAAGCAUAGCGAGUUCUGCAGUUCCCAGGGGGUACUUGAAGUAUUGGGCUUCUCGCGCCGGACAGGACGCUGCAGACAUUCCUGAAUGCGAGGAGUUCGAAUUGGCCUACUCGAGGCGGGCGCAGAGCCUUUUUCCGUUUCGCUCAACGACGACGGAGUGGACAGUCAACAUGGCGGGCGGUGGGCCACUCUUGAAAUGCGCACUUCAAGUCUUUUCGGGGAUUCCUUUGCUUCUAGAAGGGUUGGAAUGUCUUGCGAGAGCUCGUUGGGAGCUCCGCAGUGCAGUGUCGAGAGUCGGCUGUGCAGGUUUUGUCGUGCUUCUCAUGCCAUGGGGGCCUUUCAUGAUGCUAGUUGGGUUUUUCUUCGGAGGCGUCCUUGGCUUUGGCUUGGCAAUGGCGAACGACUUGUGUCGCCUGCGGAGAAAGACAUCUGCAGCGACGCAGCAGAAGAAAAAAAUAUACCAUUUGGUCCGCUGGGCCGGCUACCACUUCGCCAGCAGCAACGCGCAGCUGCAACUCAUCUUCAAGGUCGUCGUGGAAUAUGAAGUGUUGGCUCGCUUAGGGGACAUCUCUAAAACUGCUCGCGCGCAACUGAGACUCCUCUAUUCGUUUUUGAGCCGCGAUGAUGUUGGGCACUGCCUGUGGCUUUACCUCGACUACUUCGACGCCCACUUUGAACAAAUGACGAGAAACGAAAUCUACAUGUGUGCUCUUGUCUGUUACGUCUGCACACAAUGUGCAGCGAGCCUAAGGAAGAGACGAAAUCAUCCUGUGUUGGAGCGCAUGAUCGGCAUGUUGAACGACCCCGACAUUCAAAAGAUAUUUCAAAGGGCGAAAACGCCAAACUCAAGACAGGCGAGAAUCGACGAGAGAACCGAGCGCUGCCUUUUCUACGCCGAUAACAGCCAAGGGGUGCAAACUUUUGUAAUGAAAGGCGGCGAUCUUCUGCAAUCGCUGCACAGGGAUUGCACUGUGGGACGGAACGGCGAUGCCUCUGAUGGCGGCUCUUUUACUGACGCCAUUUCAGACAGCCCUGUGGAAACUGAUGGAUCAAAUGAGAAGGAAGAAAGGGAAAAAACUGGCCAGGAUACCCUUGCAGGGGAGUUCCGGCCUUUGGAGAAUUUCAACGUAGCGCUCAGCCAGGGCUUUUCUGUAGAGCGAGCAGCGCCGUGGACAGUUGAAGGAACGAACUCAUCAGCGACGGCUUCGCCCACCAAACAGCUUGCUGUGCCUCCGCCUUCUCCCAUCAACAAGAAGCAGCAGCAGCAGCUGCUGCCGCAGCAGCGACGGAAAGCCUCCUCCGCCCCCAGCGCCACCAGGAGCAGUUCCAGAGCCUCGAGGCAUCAGCAAGAAGACACGAACGCAGAGGCUGCAAAUGGAGAAGACACUGUGAGGAGACAAUCUGUGCAAGAAAGCAAGGGGGAAGAGGCCCCGGCUCGUCUGUUUAAAAACUACGAAGAUUUAAUUAACUUCGACAUCACGCUGAAGCAUCAAACUCCAAUCGCUCCGUAUGAAUUUCAAUUCUUGGAAGAACGAGAAAAGCACGACCCGAGUGAUCCUUCUUGGGAGCAGACGGUCGACCAGCCUCUAAUUAGUGUUUACAAAUACAUUUCUCCGAAUUCUCCUGUUGUUAUAGUCAAGGCCUACGCAAAGUUUGAUGGAAUUCCUCUGGCUGUGCUCAGCCGAAACAUAAGAGAUGUCGAAUGCAGGCUCAAGUGGGACACAACAUUCGCAGACUAUCGCAUCGUAGAAAGCGAUGUUGACGGCUGUGAAAUGAUAUACUGCGUGAUGAAGGCACCUUUUCCAAUUUCAAAUCGGGAUUUUUUACAGUGGCGGCGGACGGUCGAAAAGCCUGAAGAAGGAGUCGUCAAGAUGAUGUUGAGAUCUGCUGACCAUCCUUCGAUUCCAGAGCAGUCGGGCUGCGUGCGCGCAGAAACUCUCAUUUCUGGCUACCUCAUGCGACGGAGCUCAAGCGACCCCAAUUCUUCUUCGCUGUUUAUUGUGGCGCAGACAGAUGUGAAAGGCUUACUUCCAAAGUGGCUGGUGAACUCCACAGCCGCGAGAGCCCCCGUGAGCUGGGUGGACAACCUGCGCCGCGCAUGCAAGAAGUACAUGGAGGCCCUUCCCCAGGAGGGGCCCACUUGA
Messenger RNA from Eimeria necatrix, 2409 nucleotides. Its product is annotated as phosphatidylcholine transfer protein, putative. Gene Ontology annotation, molecular function: lipid binding. The transcript has 18 exons. NCBI's taxonomy places the organism in Eukaryota, Apicomplexa, Conoidasida, Eucoccidiorida, Eimeriidae. The coding region runs from base 1 to 2409 and encodes 802 amino acids. The record is from RefSeq and is a predicted model, not a curated record.